Molecule: messenger RNA, 960 nt
Organism: Phytomonas sp. EM1
Lineage: Eukaryota; Euglenozoa; Kinetoplastea; Trypanosomatida; Trypanosomatidae
Source: the annotation of a GenBank genome assembly
AUGAAUAUACCACUGAAAAAGAAGCUCUUUGAGAGGGCUUUCGAACAUUCCGAAGGUGUUUUAAUUACUUUCAAGGGCGUAGAUGGCUGGGAUGUCUACAACUGCUCGACGCCGUUUCUUUGGAAAGGUAAAAGACACAUUUACGGCCGUGUGGAAAGACGCGAUGAGUGGGCAAGCUCACAUGUGAGCCCAUUUGUUGAAACUGGCAAGGAUGAGUUUACAGCCUUGCCGGGGUUCACGUGGAAGCUGGAAGAUCCAUUUAUACAAAAAAUAAACGGCGAAUUCAUUUUGGGGGGCACCCACGUCGUCAAAAAAGGGAAAACGGUCGUUUCGUACUGUGAUUACUUUUUCCGGGGUCCCUCACCAACGCAGUUGCGUUUUUUCGCGUCUGGUCCGAUGAAUAUGAAGGAUAUUCGUCUCGUGCAGCUCGCGAGUGGAAAGGUUGGAGUAUUCUCUCGACCAAGGGAGGCGCAUCAUGCUAAUAUAGGCUUCGUGGUUCUCGACCACAUCGAUGAGCUUAAUGAGGAGUCUGUUAAGCGGGCAACUCCACUUGAUUUAUUCGAUAAGGGGGCCUGGGGCGGCGUGAACCAGGCCUACCUCCUCUUCAGCGGCAAGGUGGGCUGCGUCGCCCACUACAGCUAUCGCACCACCGAUCAAAAUAACAACCCCCUUUCGGUUUAUGUGAAUUUUUCAUUUGUUUUAGAUCCCCAGACUUACGCCGUCAGCGAUACGAAAAUUAUUGGUGCCCGAAAAUGCUAUCCUCCUUGCUCCGCUAAAAAGGAUUACCUCAUUGAUUGCGUUUUUACUUCUGGUAUUGUUAUGCGCCCUGAUGGACGCUGCGAUUUGUAUAGUGGGGUGGCUGAUACGCAUGAGGGAAGGCUCGUAAUCGAUUACCCUUUUCGCGAUCACGGUAAUAUUGUUAAUGACCUGUGCUCUGUACAGUCGCAUUCUUCACUAUAA